Messenger RNA from Knipowitschia caucasica, 5868 nucleotides. The record is from the annotation of a GenBank genome assembly. NCBI's taxonomy places the organism in Eukaryota, Metazoa, Chordata, Actinopteri, Gobiiformes, Gobiidae.
AUGAAGGUGUCUCCGCUCUUCGGGACCAUCUACUCGUCGGUCCUCCUCGUGGCCCACGCUCUGCACAGACUGCGGCUCAGAGGAGACUGGGUUUCUGGGGGAAACCUGGCCAAGAGCACCUCCAACCUGCACUUCCAGGGCUUCAGUUUUCCUGUUAAAACCGACGCCUCUGGUUCCGCUCUGACAGACUUCAUCGUCCUGGACUCAAACGGAGAGAGACCCGAGCUCAGGCCUACGCACAGACUUGAUGCGGCCCUGGGGUUGGUCCAGUUCUUGGGGACAGAGAUCCACUUCCCCGGAGGAUCAGGUCCAAGCAGAGACCCCCCCUGCUGGUUCAGGCCGGGACUGCUCUGCUCUGGAGGAGCCGACUGGUUUUCCACUCUGGCUGUGUUGGUCUGUGCCGUGGCCUCUUUCGUGUCUGUCCUAUCUCUGGUCUACAGCCUCCGGCGGCGCUUGAUGCAGUUCCGAAUGGUCCGAGGUUCGAACAAAAUCCGCCUCACCCUGGACGACGUCACUUUCAUCAACCCGUCACUUAGCAACAAGAAGUUGCGUCGUGAAGAGAGCCAGAGCAGCGGUCUGAAGAGCGUGUCCACUCUGAGCCACGCCUCAGCCGAGUCCACGCAGUCACCGGCCACAUAUGAGAACUCCAACGUGGUCAUCUAUGAGGGCGACUGGGCGUGGCUCAAGAGGCUCCCAGAUGGUUCCUCCAGUGAAAUCAACCAGAAAACCAGUGAGCUGUUUGAGCUGAUGCGGGACCUUCGUCAUGAGAAUGUGAACCUGUUCCUUGGGUUCUUCCUGGACUGUGGGGUCUUCGCUGUGGUCUCAGAGUUUUGCUCCAGAGGAAGUCUGGAGGAUCUACUGCUGAACCAGGAGGUCAAGCUGGACUGGAUGUUCAAGUCGUCUCUGCUGCUGGACCUCAUCAAGGGCAUGAAGUACCUGCACCACCGCAGUGUGGUCCACUCACGGCUGAAGUCCAGGAACUGUGUCGUGGACGGUCGCUUCGUGCUGAAGGUCACAGACUUCGGCUUCAAGGAGGUUCUGGAGGCACAGAACGUCCAGAAUCAGGAGACUGCAGACGACCUCCUGUGGACGGCCCCUGAGUUGCUGCGCACUGCUCCUCCUCCUCACGGCUCCUUUGCUGGAGACGUCUUCAGCUUUGCCAUCAUCAUGCAGGAGGUGGUGGUCCGCGGAUCCCCAUACUGCAUGUUAGACCUGUCCUCUGAAGAGGUCAUCGAGAAGCUGAUCCGCCCCCCGCCUCUCUGCCGCCCCCUGGUGAGUCCCGACUACGCCCCCAUGGAGUGUAUCCAGCUGAUGAAGCAGUGCUGGACCGAGCAUCCAGACAAGAGGCCGGACUUUGAGGACGUUUUUGAUCAGUUUAAGAACAUAAACAAAGGGAAGAAGACAAACAUUAUCGACUCGAUGCUGCGGAUGCUGGAGCAGUACUCAUCAAACCUGGAGGAACUGAUCCGAGAGAGAACCGAGGAACUGGAGAUCGAGAAACAGAAGACCGAGAAGCUCUUAACGCAGAUGCUGCCGCCGUCCGUGGCGGAGGCCCUGAAAGUGGGUGGUACCGUGGUCCCGGAGCACUUUGAGGACGUGUCACUUUACUUCAGUGACAUCGUCGGCUUCACCACCAUCUCAGCGAACAGUGAACCCAUCGAAGUGGUCGACCUCCUCAACGACCUCUACACUCUGUUCGACGCCAUCAUCGGCAACCACGAUGUGUACAAGGUGGAGACCAUCGGAGACGCCUACAUGGUGGCGUCCGGAGUCCCCGUUCCCAACGGUAAACGGCACGCAGCAGAAAUCGCCAACAUGGCCCUGGACAUCCUGAGCGCCGUGGGGACGUUCAAGAUGAGACACAUGCCAGACGUCCCAGUGCGCAUCCGCAUUGGCCUGCACACAGGCUCGUGUGUGGCCGGGGUGGUAGGACUCACCAUGCCUCGCUACUGUCUGUUUGGAGACACAGUGACCACAGCGUCGCGGAUGGAGUCCACCGGCCUGCCGUACCGCAUCCACGUCCACCAGAGCACGGUGAGGGUCCUGCAGGAGCUGGACCUGGGCUACUCUGUGGUUCUCAGGGGCCGCACGGAGGUCCGGGGAAAAGGGAUCGAGGAGACAUACUGGCUGACCGGCAGGACGGGCUUCACCAAACCUCUGCCAGUGCCUCCGGAGCUCACGUCAGGUGAGGUCAUGUGUCAGUCCAGAGACAUGAAGCAGGUUCUGCACAAAGCGGUGAAGAUGAUCUCUCAUGUGCGUUUGGUAACACAACUGCUCGUUCGCGUGUUACAUGUUGCAUAUCUGGCAGCCCGGGUGCAGGACGUGCACAGCGGAGCAGCCGCGAAGCUAACGAGGCUCAAAUCUGUGCGAAAACUGCGAAAACCCACGAUUAACCGACUCCAAACUCCGGACACAGACCUUCUACGUCCCCCAGCGACUCUGUGGGAGGAGAAGGACCCGAAGCCCCGCGGUCUGAGGGCUUUUCGGCCGCGGAUCUGGAGGCAGCCGCUCCGGGGGCUAGCGCCGUUAGCCAAACACAAUAUGAUCUGGUCAUUUAUUUUACUUGGAAAUGAGCCUCACGCCGAAGAGCAGUGUUUCAGACUCUCGAUUGAGCUGUUAAAAAGGUGCGUCUGGAAGGCAGCCGUGCUCGCUCUGGAACCCCGAGCCGGAGGCGGCACUGGAGGUCCGCGACAGUUACCCCCAUCUGGGCCUCUGCAGCUGGGGAGCCACAGCAGCCACGAUCCGGGGGACAGCGGAGCGCGGCACACACAGGUGAUGGACGAGGCGCCCGCCUGCAGCUCUCACGUGUUUGCGUCUGUGAACACCGACUCCGCAGACGAUAUUCGUAAAUGUGGAUAUUUACGAAAGCAAAAGCACGGGCACAAGCGCUUCUUUGUGCUGCGCGCCGCCAGUCACUUGGGGCCGAGUCGUUUGGAGUAUUACGACAGUGAGAAAAAGUUCAGGAGUAGUUUGCGGACACCUGCCCCCACUCUGCCCUCCUCCCCCAAACGUGUCAUCUACCUGUACCAGUGUUUCACCGUCAACAAGCGUGCAGACGCCAAGAACAAGCACCUGAUUGCGCUCUACACCAAAGACGAGUACUUCGCCAUGGUGGCAGAGAGCGAGGCCGAGCAGGAGGACUGGUACGUGGCGGUCAGCGCGCUCAUGAACCAGGGCAAGAAGGGACACGCGGAUGAACUGGACGACGGCUACGGCACGGUCACGCCAGCCACCGUCUUCAAAGAGGUAUGGCAGGUGAACGUGAAGCCCAAAGGCCUGGGGCAAACCAAGGCGCUGACCGGCGUGUACCGCCUGUGCCUCUCCACCAAGACUCUGCAUCUGGUCAAGUUGAACUGCGAGACGCCCUGCGUGACGCUUCCACUCAUGAACAUCCGGCGCUGUGGUCACUCUGAGAGCUUCUUCUUCAUUGAGGUGGGCCGCUCGUCCUCCACGGGCCCCGGCGAGCUGUGGAUGCAGGUGGAAGACUCUGUGGUGGCUCAGAACAUGCACGAGACCAUCUUGGAGACCAUGAAGGCGCUUAAAGCCUUUGCCGAGUUCAGGCCGCGUAGUAAGAGCCAGUCCUCUGGCUCCAACCCCAUGCCCUUCAUCACCACGCGCCGCCACCUCGGCAACCUUCCCCCGAGUCAGACCGGGCUGCAGCGCCGCUCCAGAACAGAGUCUGUGGUCGGGACGCCGCCCUGUAAGAGCUCGGGCGCCAGCGGCUACCGCUUCAGGACGUCCAGCGAAGGAGAGGGCACGAUGAACCGGCCACUGCGCUCGGCCACCGGGAGUCUGAUCCAGCUGAACCUGAGCCGCGCACAGGGCCGACAGGAGAGCGCGGCUGGAGCGCGGUACGUCCGUGCGGUCGCACACCACGCUCGCUCUGCGUCUUUGCCCGUGUCACACUUCCCCUCUGCCCCCAGCCCCUCCGGCCCCUCCCCCAUGAGCCAGUCCGAUACGCGGCCAUCUAGUGCUUCACUCUGCGGCUCGCCCUCAGACGGCGGCUUUAACUCCUCAGACGAGUACGGCUCGAGUCCUGGAGACUUCCGCUACUUCCGUGUGCGGAGCAACACGCCCGACUCUCUGGGAAACACGCCGCCGAUCCGUGAGGAGCUGAGUGACUACAUGAGCAUGGGCUGGAGCCGUGACGUGUUUGUGGGAGGAGAGAGUGGGCGAGAGGCGGGAGGAGCAGACGAGGAGGACUCCUCGGUGCGCAGAAGGACUCACUCCUGCUCGCGGCCCACAGGGGGCGCUGUUCCGGUACUGCAGAAAACCACUCAGACAAACUUCUGUCUGGACGAGUGUGCGGAUGCUCUACCCUUCGGCGCGUUGCUGCGUGGACGCCCGUCCUCCUCCUCGUCCUCUUUGCGCUCAGACUAUAGCUCAUGCUCCGAACACAGCCAGAGCAGACAGGCCCCACCCCCUGAGGACAGUGGCUACGUGCCCAUGCAGUGUGGUGUGGCGUCGCCGCGCGACACGGACUACAUGCCCAUGAUGCCCUCCCAUUCGCCGCUGCUAUCUCGCGUGGCCCCACCCCCUCACGCAGAUGGCUACAUGAUGAUGCUCCCAGGGGGCGGAGCCCCGAACGGCGAGUACAUGGACAUGUCCUACAGCGGGGGUGGGGCUGAAGGAAGCCACGGCCCCUCUACACCAGAGGCCACACCCACAGCGCACAACCCGUACUUCUCUUUGCCGCGGUCUUACAAAACGCCGACACGAGAGACUGACGAGUAUGUGCCCAUGAGGUCGCCUGCUAGCUCUGCCCCAAGCCCUGCCCACAGCACCCCUGCUCAUCCCCCGCCCCCCUACAGCGCACACCACACCACCGCCGCCAUGUUGGAUCGCCGCAUGCGCCCCUGCCGCCUCCCUCUGGGCCGCAGGAGCUUCCACGGUCCAAUCAGAGCCAGCGAAUCCACGCCUGGCCCCGCCCACUCCGACUCCAGUCCCGGAGAGUACAUCAACAUCCAGUUUGAGCCCCUCCCACAUCAACAACAGCCACCCGCCUACCCCCACAGCAACCAGGCUCCACCCACCUACCCCCACGGAAAUCAGGCCCAGCCCAUUUAUUCCCACGACGACCAGGCACUGCCCACCUAUCCCCACGGUAACCAGGCCCUGCCCACCUAUCCCCACGGCGAGUGCCCACAGGACUACAUGUGUCUGCAGGUGGGGUCAGAGCCGCCGCCCAAAAGCCCGUCUCCCCGGCCGAGCCUGGUGGCGCCCUGGAACCCCCCAAGCUACAUCCGCCCCGGGGCAGGUGGCGCGGCGCACUGGUCCAAAGCGGACGACUACGCGGACAUGAGCCCCACCGCCAUGCUGCAGCGCCUGUGUUUGCUGGAGAGCCAGUACAGCGCGCCAGCCAGCCCCGGGGCAGCCGCGGUGGAGCCCAAAGUAGUGCGAGCCGAUCCCCAGGGCCGCAGACGCCACAGCUCCGAGACCUUCACUAACGCACCAGGAACGAGCGCCACAGCUGCAGCCAAUCACGGAGCAGCUAACGGCGCCUGCCCACCAGAGGGACAGGCCUCACGGUGGAGCUCCGCCUCCUUCGACAGCGUGUGGAUGUCCGUGGAGGCGUCGCCCGUGACCUCUGACCUGUGUUUGUCUCCGGUGACGUCGGCCUCUUCGUCGUCGUCUUCAUCGUCCGGCGUCAGGACCGGCGCCAACUUCCAGAACGGACUCAACUACAUCGCGCUGGAGCUUAGGGACGAGAGCUCCGGCCCCGACACGCCCACAACCACCGGAGCCACGCCCACGGCAACCACGGCCUCCGGAACUGUGCCUGCCGAAGCCCCGCCCCUCCCCGAGAGCGCCGCCUACGCCAGGAUCGACUUAAGCCAUUCGGACCAGGCGUCAUCCACACGCGACUGA